CCAUUUUGACUCAGUGGCUAGCACUCACUCAAAGGGCCGACAUUCCGCUAGCUCGAGCCCGAAUGUCGCCAUUUUCUCCGUCGCCGCUGGAGUGGCAGCGGACCUGAAAACAGCGCCAUUUCUGUCGGCGUCCAUGAUACGCUAUGCUACCGCAGCGGAUUCCUGAGCCCGAGCUCGGAAAGGCAGCGAGAGAGAAGUAGCCGCUCCCCUUUCGGUGUUCCUCUCCUCUUCAGCUGCUCGCAGGUGGCGCUGGCGAAGCGAUCGCCGCAACAUGGGUGACUCCGAGUGACGUGAACGCUCGCUGUUUUGCUGCGCAGCUGAGAGUGGUCAGCCGCAUACGCCAUGCCUGAUGAAUAAAAGCGCCCUUUUUGCUGAAAGCAAGGGGAAAACGAAUCCCACAUGCCGCCUCAGGUAGAACCCCUUCCGGAGUGAUCGACCCACCUCUCUCCCCGAGGUUCUGUCUCGCCUCCCUCUGCACUCUUCUCUCCCCGACCACCAACAAACGACUCGGCGCGAUGGCGAUGCCAGUCCGCCUGAGAAUAAGCAACACCUGAGGUCUCAUGCGUCCAGUGAGCACCGAUUCAGACGGUCCUGCCCCUCCCGAGAACCUCUCUCGCCCCUUCCCGCCGCCCGCUUCGAAGAUGUCCCUGCUCCAGUCACUGGGUCCGGUGCAAAGCUGGCUGGGCCAGGAGUUAGAGAAGUGCGGGAUAGACGCCAUGGUCUAUACCCGCUACGUCCUCAGCCUCCUCCUGCACGACAGCUACGACUACGACCUGCAGGACUACCUACACGAGAACGACAUCUUUUUGGGCUGGGAGAAAGGAAGUGGGAAGAAAUGGGGCAAGAGUAAGAAGAAGGGAGGGACUGACCUGAGUCUCGAGGAAAUGAAGAAACAAGCGGCCGUGCAGUGUCUUCGCUCUGCAUCUGAUGAAAACUCUGGAAUCGAAAGCUUGGUUGAGGAGCUUUGUUCCAAACUUAGGGACAUUCAAAACAAACAGAAAGAGGAAAAACCGAUCCAAAAAAAGUCUGAUGGCGCUCUUUCUCCUAAGCGAGGCGAGUCCCCCUCUUCAAAGGACCAGGUGGAAAUGUAUUACGAGGCCUUCCCGCCUCUGUCAGAGAAGCCUGUUUGUCUCCAAGAGCUCAUGACCGUGUGGAACAAAACCAAGGCCUGCACAUACUCCAGUUCAUCAUCCUCGGCCGCUCCGCAGACCAGCACAGACACUUCCUCCCCAAAAGAUUGCAACAGCGAGUGCGAGGCUACCAAGGAGCGGAACGCGGAAGUACGCGGCAACAUCACCGGCGCGGCAAACGAGAGAGGCCAGCAACGCCGGAGCAAGAAGGAGAAGGAGAACCGAUACCAUGGCGGCGCGGCGGCAGAAGACAAGAACGCGCUCCACCCCAAAAGGCAAACGAGACACCGAUCCGAGGGGAAGUUUCGGGCCCGAUCCUGGUCUUCCGGGUCUAGCGAGGCGGGCUCGAGCUCCAGCGGGAACCAGGGUGAUAAGUCGCUCAGAAGCAAGGCGGUUCGAGUGAGGCGCAAAUCCAGAGAGGCUGGGAAGACGAAGCGACAGCGCAAUAGUGGACAAUUGAAACUUCAGGUCAAGGAGGAGCAGCAACGGAAUCCGGGAGGGAGAGUUGCCACUGCGGGCGUGGGGAAACCACCACAGCUUUACAAAAAGAGUAGGCGAUCCCUUAAAGAAAUUUAUAAAGAUCCGGUCCGGGCGCAGGCCAACGAGAUGGUCUUCGAGGAGCGAAACGCAAAGGAAUACAUGGAGGAGCCACUUUGGUACACCGAGCCAAUCACAGACUAUUUUGUACCUUUUAGCAGCAAACAAAGCAAGCUGGAAACAAAGUAUCGAAGCAAAGUUAGCUCUCCGCGAGACUUGGCCUCGUCGGCCGACGCGCCUUCGCUACCCGAGAGAAUCCAGGGAAUCUGCUUUGCCAACGAGAACCGCCAGAGAACGUACCUUGCCGCCGGCUCCUUUGUCGACGGUCACUUUGUGGAAGCGCCCGGCGAAGCGGAGGAUGAGACGGCUCAACUCAUCGGGACCUCAAGCUGCCCUCAGCCAGAGGAUAGUGGACAUUUAGAUGACAAGCAUCUGCUAGAAUGCACCGACUUCUAUGAAGUUGAUAUUUAUCAAUCCAUAUUGGAUACUAGUGCCUCAGACUCGUUACGAGAGAGCCGGAUCCUCGGCAUGAUUCGACAAAAAAGCAAAGAGCAAGAAGAAUCUUUAGUGUUAGAUGGCCUGGAGCGGCAAGGGAAAAGUGCAAUAAGGGCAGACUUGGAGGAAGCUUCGGAAUCCUACGGCUUUCUAACGGAGGAUCUGGACAAUAUGGCUCAAGUCUGGGGGUGUUACUCGCCGUCUACUUCAGACGACAUAGAUGGAGAAAGCUUCAUGGGCGAAUCGCCUGUUCGCCUCUCCCCACUCCUUGAUAGUGUUUCCUUCACUCUGAGUAAUCUUUCCGGAAAUCUGGCGGAGCGGCAAGUUCCCCAGGCCACCAGCGAGCCUUCGUCUCGCUUCUCUCUUUUCGAGCUGCAGUACGACAGUCCCACUCUUUCUUUUCCCCGCGACCCGCUCUCCGUCGUUAACGAAAGCAACGCCGAUCCCGCUAGCUGUCUCGACCCGCACUCUCAUAAACAGUCUCGUUUGCUAAUAUGGACCAAAAAUAGUGCCUUUGAUGAAACUGAACACUGCUCAAACCUUUCAACCCGAACGUGCAGUCCGUGGUCGCAUUCGGAGGAGACCCGCUCGGACAACGAGCACGGGAAUGAUCCGGCGGCUCAGAUGGGCGCUGAAGAAAUCGAUUGUAUCAUCCCUCCUAUUUCUGGUGCAUAUCUAGCGGAUGAAAUCUUGGACUUCUUGCAGGACGACUCUGGGCACAAAUGUGAAGAGGCUGGGAUUUGCCAGAGUUACACCAAAAAAUCCAAGUUGGAGUCCCUUUGCGGAAUAGCGCUGGAAGAGGACGAGAGCAAGCAGUACAGCGCCGGAGUUUUCUGCGAUAACUCGACGCGACGGAGGGGCGAGUACGGCUCGGGAGUAAUCAAAGACAUUUGGUCUGCUGUCGGCGAGGCCAAGCUGGCGGCGUCGAGGCAAGGUAGCGAGAAAAUGAGCGACAAGGUGUUUUCCCAAGACUCUGGAGGUUACCGCGGCAGCUGUCUGGAGGUGCAGGCCAAUGGCGGCGCAGUUGAGGGACCUCAGACAAAAGCGGUGCAGCGCUCAGAGUAUCACUUGUGGGAAGGAAAGAACGAAGAACAGGACUUGGCCAAAAACAAGCUCUCCAAAUUGGACGCCGCCGGCGAUUACAUGACUCCGUCCAAGCCGUGGGACUUGAGAACAGAUAAAGACAGUACAUCUUUCAUCAUCGGCGGGGUGUACGGAGAGUUUAAGACGUUAAGUUGCGAUAAGAAUUGGGCCGUCGUUCCGCCGAACGAAGCUCACCACAGCUUGCUACAGUCCGCGUCGGCUUCUAGUUCUGAAAUGCUGGAUGUGUUCGUGAACAAGGGCGGCUGCUUCGCUCCCGGACACCGGCGCCUGCGGAGGCCUCUGGUGUCUUUCGGUCAAAGCGAGCACGCCGUCGCCGGGGGCCGAGACGGAUGGAAUAAGGGAUUUUCCUUCAUCUUCCGCGAAGAUUUGCUGGGAUCCUACGACGGCUUGCGUAGCAAGGAGCAACCGUACCCGUUUGCGUCCUUCGACCUGAACGAUCCCUUCUCUAAGGUUCUCCACGUGGAGUGUUCCUUCGAGCCGGAGGACAUGGCUUCCUUCAGUCCGGGGUUCAAGCCCAAAUCUAUCCUUUGCUCCGACUCGGAGAGCGAAGCCCUCUGCCCGCAAAUUUACAGCAUCAACCAAACUCAGUACAGGGCCAUCCGCAUUUCCCCGAGGACUCAUUUCCGGCCGAUAUCGGCCUCCGAGUUGUCUCCCGGCGGCGUGAGCGAUUCGGAGGCCGAGACCGACAAAGACGAGCCGAGUUUUCCCGUCCCGCCGCCGGCGGACGUCUUCGAUGAUCCUCAAGCCGAUCUCAAACCGCUCGAGGAGGACGCGGAAUGCGAAGGCCCGUAUUACGGAAAGUCCGAACUGGAAUCUGGUAAAUUCCUGCCCAGGUUAAAGAAGUCGGGCAUGGAGAAGAGUGCCCAGACCUCUCUGGAUUCACAGGAAGGCCCAGGCGUCCUCCUGCCCAUCGCUGAGCAAGAGAGAUGUUCGGACUGCCAAACGGAGGGUCAAGUAUCGCCGCAAAAAGAGGAAUCCCCGGGGGGGAAACAGACCUAUCUAGGUCAACUUCCGAAAUACAGGAUUGCGUACGACUUUGUCGGAAAUGUGCCAGAGUUCCCUCUGUUGAAUAUAAGCGGACAGGGUGGAACUGGGAGCCAGGACGACGAGUGCUGGUGGCAGAACGCACUCUGCCCGCCCUUGUUUCCUGGAUCUUAGUGUACAGGGAGCAGCAACAUUUAAGUUCUUCACUUGGCGAAGCGGACUCGCGUCGGCAAGAGGAAACGUCGCUCAAUUGCGGCGACCGGACCGCUCCCAGCUUUUAUUCAGGUUCAUCUCCGAGCCACAAAAGCUAAGCUAAUUUCUCGCGCUUUCCACGCUACUCCCACACGCGCAUAACUGCUGUUUUUUUUUUUUCCCCUAAUGACUAACUCGAUGCUUGUGUAAUCAAUCAGAUCGAAAAAAAGAUAAAAUAGGAUCACAAAAAAAAAAAGAUUUUGCGUUUGAGUGACGCCACGUGAAGCAUUUUCGAAUCUUGCAGCUAGCUAGCUAGCAACUAUCCACUCUUAUUUCACUUUCGCGCCCGCUACCAUCUUUCUUUUCAGCUACAAUACCGGAUAGUUAGUGGCGUCUGAAUGGUUGUGCAUGUGCGUUUGCCAGGCUAGUGUCACUCCUUUUUUUUUUUUUUUGUUUUUUUUUUUUGUUUGUUUUUUUGUCCGUGUGUGCGUGUAUUUAAACAAAAUUUGCCGCUAAAACAGCCGCAAUCUUGUGCGCUAGCGCUCCAUCUUCUGGUGAGAAAGUACAUUUUUUUUUAAGUUUUGAGCUUGUUUUCUCUGGUUUGUUUGGAUGAAUUUAUGAAAGAAAUGGAGAACGCGUGCGGAUUUUCUUUCUUUGCAGAGUUUAAAAAAAAAAAAAAAAGACUAGUAGAUGAACUCUUUCGGCGCCAUUGACGAUGAUAGACGUCAAACCGCGUGGCUGUUUGAAUGAGCUUUGUCACUAGUCGCUGAUUUAUCAUUCAUUCACCGCCAGAUUUUUUUUUUUUCCUCCCUUCAGAUUGGACGUCUAUUACCGUCAAUGGCGGUUAAUGUAACAUUUGAGUCGUCGGGCAAAAUGUACAAAAAAUGUGGCAAAAAAAAUGUCAACCUGGUUAAGCAAAAAUGACAAAAUGCCAUUAUUACACUACAAGGUGCGGUUAAAUAUUAUUUUUUAUGAAUGGUGUGUUUUUCCUUUAUUAUUUGGCUCGACAUAUAUCUCGUUGAAAUUUUGAGUCAUAUUUCGUCAACAGAGUUGUCACAGUAAGAGCGAUCGUGCGUAUUUUCUCAAUUCCGAACAACAAAAAAAGGCAAAUUGGAGUCCAAUGUUCAAGUGUAUUUAAAAUCUGCAGGGUCAAAACGAAGCAUUUUUUUCAGUUUUGCAUUUUAUAAAUCCCCCUAUUUUCCCUAAUUGAAGCUAGAUUGUACUUUUUUUCUGGCUGAAGGGAAGUCGAAGGGGCUUAUUUUUGAGAUUCUCAAGCACAAAAUUCCCAUCGGUGCGCUUUUGCUCGGAAACGGAGGUGUCAAUGUGGAGUUCGAGGCCGACUUCAGUCAUCAGACACACUCAGGAAUUUUUUCAUAUACUUUCAUAAACGUGAUCUAAAAUCAGCUUUGACAGAAACUUUUGAUUGUAGACGCCACGUUGACAUUUCCAAGCAAGCCACAAAGAUAGGUUUUUAUUUAGAGCUAUAUAGUUUAAGGAGAGGAGGGAGAUUUAAAAAGAAAAAAACUAUAUAUAAAUAUAUAUUGAAAAAAAAAAAGCCAUUGACUGCAUAAGCAAUGUGUAUGGCUUUUCAAAAGCCUCCAAGGUUUCUAUGCAAUGCUUUGGCGCUUGUAAACCUUCAAGUGGAGAGAAGAUUAUUGAAUUUUGCAUGUUGUUUUUUUUUUUUUGUUGUUGACAAAAGGACACCUGUGUUUAUUGGAAAAAAAAAUAAAAAACAGGGGUCAGCUGAAAAUGCAGCAUGCAAAUUUCUUCAAUCCACUGUUUGGGGACUUAAGAGUGAGUUCAUUGAUCAAUUCGAAGGUAUUUUGGCCCAAUCGGGACUUUUUGAAAGUUAAGAUUUGAGCUUUAUUGAAGGCGACACAAAGUGGAGUGUCUGAGUUUAACGUUAAGCGCUUAAAAACGAACACGAAAGUAACAGAACAUGCAGUUUAUUUUCCUGGAAAACGAGAGCGACCUUCUUGUUUAGGUUGGAUGGCGUCGUGAUUAGAAGAACAUGAACUUGUCAUUUCAUUCCUUCCUAUUUGUUGUGCCCAUCCAUCUCCCACGAAGUAGCCGUGUGUGUUCUGAUUUCAUGUACACCCCGAGUAAAUGAUUUUAUUUCAUUGUGGAUUUCAUUAACAUCUAAUAAAAGGGUCAACUAAACUC
Corythoichthys intestinalis (scribbled pipefish) is the source of this 6605-nucleotide messenger RNA. Its product is annotated as KIAA0232 ortholog. The transcript has 8 exons. The record is from RefSeq and is a predicted model, not a curated record. Bases 561 to 4424 code for a protein of 1287 amino acids. Lineage: Eukaryota; Metazoa; Chordata; Actinopteri; Syngnathiformes; Syngnathidae.